Messenger RNA from Hevea brasiliensis (rubber tree), 1383 nucleotides. RefSeq lists its product as uncharacterized. The record is from RefSeq and is a predicted model, not a curated record. The coding region runs from base 301 to 762 and encodes 153 amino acids. Lineage: Eukaryota; Viridiplantae; Streptophyta; Magnoliopsida; Malpighiales; Euphorbiaceae. The transcript has 3 exons.
GAAACACAAACAAAAUUUUCACUUCCCAGUUGGUAUCCAAAGUCUCUUUCUCUCUCUACAACCACUUUCUCUGAACCUUUUGGUCUUUUGGCUUCUCUGCAACUUUACUUUGUCGAGCUUUCAUUUACGGAGAGCCAAAAUUGCCUUCAUUUGUCCAAUUCAGAGUCUUUUUUUAUAGAUCUUUAGAAAAAUCCUUUUUUUUUUUUUUUCCCGUUUCUGUUUCCUUUUUGGGUUCCCAUUUGAUGAGUGAUUGAUCUCGUUUUAGAGGAAACUAAAGGUCGUUUUGUUUUUUUGGCAACAAUGAAGUCUUCAAGUCGGCUUGACUCGGCUGUUUUUCAACUCACUCCAUCUCGGACAAGGUUUGUUCGUUUUGUGAGCAAUCCAGAGGUCUUGGAACGCGUGUAUGCCUUGGAAUCUGAGAUCUUGCAGAUUGAAGAGGCAAUUGCGAUUCAAAGUAACAAUGAAAUAGGGUUGGCCAUGGUCAAAGAUCAUCAAACAAAAUCUGUGGAACACAUUGAUGGUACUGUUGAAGAAGACAUCUUCCAUACCGUUUUUAGUUUUAUGAACUUCAUGUUAACUUUAAUCUAUUUGGAAUGGUUAUACAUUUUAUGCUUGCUGUUCACCCUCAGUUACUGUCAAUUGAUUUUUCUUCUUUUUCUUCCUUCUCUUUCUAGUGGGAGGAGGAUAUGUGUUAUCUGGUUUUAUACAUACUCUUUUAGAUUUUCCAUCAUGUGUUAUAGUUGUAUUAGCAAAGUUUUUUAAUUUGAGAUGUUAUAUUUUAUCAAGCUUUUAUUAUAAGAACUAGAUUCUGAAGAAUAUAAAUCUCCAGAUUUGGUCAUGUUUCUAUUGGUUUUGGAAUAACACUCAAUGGUUUUUGACAGGUAGCAGGCCUCUGCUGGAUUCUAAUGAGGAGAAAGCCAUUGUCCUUUACAAGGUGGGUGCACACCUAAUAAUUCUCAUACAAUGGCUUUUGACAGUGAGAGAAUUGUUAAAACACCUUGAGUGAGAGCAUAUACCAAGGCCAGUGUCAAAUCUCCAACGAUUCCAUCUUAAUUUUUAAAUUCAAACUCAAUCAUAAUUAAUCCAACCACAAUGCCUAUGACAUUUUCCUAACGGUUUUCUAAUGGGUACAAAUUUGUAUCCAUUAAAAUUUAUUUGAUGCACUUUACUAACAUGGUAAAUUUUAAUUUAUAAUUCAUUAAAUGAUUUUUCUAAUAAUCAAUACAAAUAUAUAAUCGUUAAGAUUUAUUUAAUACACCACACUAGCACAAAUAAUUACUAUUUUAAUGAUAAAUGAACCCACUAGUAAGGGAAAAGUACACUUACCAUUAAAAUUGUUGCUCCCCAUGCUAGCGAGGUAUUAAAUAAAUCUUAAUAGGUGUA